AUAGGAGAGAAGCAACCACCAACCAGGGAUUAGGUGCGUUUUGGCGCCAAUUAUUCGUACAUGAAUAGCAAACUACAAACACAAACCUCCCAAAAGUCUCUGUCUCUCUAACACGCUUUUAUCCUCUAUGUCCUUUUCUUACAAUUACUCCAUUAUUUAUUAUGGGAAGAAUUUUCGGGUCGUCUUUCUUCUAUAUUUCUACUUUGGGGGUUCAUACAGGAUUUUAAUAUUUUUUUUCUUCAAGUCCUACAAUUUCCGGCGACCCAUUUGAGGUAUUAGAAGACGAACUCGGAUGGUCAAAAGUUGCAUUUAUAGGUUUGGAUUCAUGGGGAUUUGUUUUAGUAUGGAAGAAGAAGAGCAUCUGCAACAAAAACUACGUCAGAAGCAGCAACAACAAGGGAAGCAACGAUUAUCAGGACAUAAAUCUCACCAAAUUCUGGGUAAGCCAACUAAACCGGAGUCCUUUCAGGAAAAAAGUCCAAUCAGAACUCCAUUGGUUCCCAAGAAUGUCACAGAUCUCCGCCAAAACCCUGGGUAUAGUAAUGUUGAUAACUUUACAUAUGAGGAGAUGAUGUUAGCCACAAAGCGUUUCCGGCCAGACUAUAUUCUUUGUGAGGGUGGGUUUGGAUUUGUUUAUAAGGGUAUUAUUAAUGAGACCGUGAGGCCUGGCUACAAGACGAUAAAGGUUGCAGUCAAGGUGCUUGAUCCUGCAGGAUUUCAAGGUGACAGAGAAUGGCUGGCAGAGGUAAACUAUUUAGGGCAGCUUAGUCAUCCAAAUCUUGUGAAGCUCAUUGGGUACUGCUGUGAUGAUGACCACAGGCUGUUGGUCUAUGAAUAUAUGGCUGCUGGAAACCUAGAAAAACACCUUUUCUGCAGUAAUUUGAAUUUUAUGGUCGGAGUGUGA
Molecule: messenger RNA, 904 nt
Organism: Tripterygium wilfordii
Lineage: Eukaryota; Viridiplantae; Streptophyta; Magnoliopsida; Celastrales; Celastraceae
Product: probable serine/threonine-protein kinase PBL17
Exons: 4
Coding region: 293-904 (203 amino acids)
Biological process (GO): protein phosphorylation
Molecular function (GO): protein kinase activity; ATP binding
Source: RefSeq, a predicted model, not a curated record